Molecule: messenger RNA, 4318 nt
Organism: Acanthisitta chloris (rifleman)
Lineage: Eukaryota; Metazoa; Chordata; Aves; Passeriformes; Acanthisittidae
Gene: MALRD1
Product: MAM and LDL receptor class A domain containing 1
Exons: 26
Cellular component (GO): membrane
Molecular function (GO): protein binding
Source: RefSeq, a predicted model, not a curated record
AUGAAGAAAUCUCCAGAGCUGCUGGCAUCAGUUCCUUGUUACAAGCUGCCACUUGUGAAACUGUGUGAUCCUUUUAAUACUCAGUCAUCUCCAGGGGAUGGAUGUCAGCGUGGCCAUGGCUCCUCUGCCCCAGCUGGAGAGCUGUGCAUUUCCCCCAAGCAGUGUGGAGCCAGCAGUGCUGAGAAACAAGGUUCUUCCUGUGACAAGUGUGAUUUUGAAACCAAUCUAUGCAAAGCUGUUCAUGGAUUGAAUGGAUGGAUAAGAAGAAAUGGUCAAUCUGACAUGGGACCACCAUACUCUGACCACAAUGGGAAUGAGAGCACUUAUUUCCUCUCAUUGUCCUCUGAAAUGGGAUCCUCUUCUGCAACUUUAAGGACAAAUGUUUUCCUUCCAACUGGUGAAGAACAUGUUUGCCAGAUUAGAUUUCAUUAUUGGAUCAGUCAUAUGAGUGGAACAUUGAUGGUGGGGCUUCAAAAGCACUCUGAAGAUACUGUUACAAACAUCUGGCAAGUUUCAGGAGAACUGCAAAAUCAGUGGAAAGAAAAUACCAUCACAAUCAAUAGCACUGAAAAGUAUGAGGUUAUCUUUUGGGGGAUGGUGGAAACCCAGAGACAAGAUGAAACUGUUGCCAUUGAUGAUAUUACUUUCAGUGAAGGAUGUUCUCUGGCAAGUGAACCACAGACUUCCAGUUUCCAUCUUGGCCUAUGCGAGUGGCAUUCAGGCCAGCUGGCUGAGCCUGCUCCACGGGCACAGCUGCAAUCUGGGCAUAAGAUCACCUCCUGCUCCUUCCUGAAGGAUUGCAGCAACAAUACUGAAGGCUGUUUUCAAUGGUUACAAGUUAAUGACAAUGCAUUAUAUGGAAGUCCUUUUCUAAACAGCUCCAUGUGUCAUUGUUCCAGCAAGAAUUGCCAUUUUCAGUUUCACUACUCCAUGGCAGAGGGCAGUGCUCUCAAGGCAGUACUUUUCACUAAUCAGGAGGAGCAUGUCUUGUGGGAAACUAACAGCAUAACUAAGAAGGAAUGGGUCAAAGUGAAUAUACAGCUACCAACUGGGCUAGAAAAGUUAAAGCUUAUGUUUAAAGGAACACUUCAGAGCAGAGCAGGUUUCAUCUGUCUGAAUGGCAUCCAGCUCAGGGACAGGGAAACAUCAGAGCCACAAGGAUUCUGCUCUCUAGAGGAACUCACCUGCAGUGAUGGGCAGACCACGGAGCCUGGAUCAGCCUGUGACUGUUCUGAUGGCAGCAAUGAGGACCCAGCAACCUGCUCUAAUUACACCUUAUGUGAUUUUGAGACUGACUUUUGUGGAUGGAAGCCACUGAGCAGAGGUGAUGCUGACUGGAACAUAAGGAAAGAACAAGCUCCCCUGGACAGGAAACUCCCUGGCAGAGGUUAUACAGCUAAUAUAGAGCAUGGAGCAUUCAUUCACUUAAGUGGAUCACAUCAGAUGAACACAAAGAUGGCCAUGUCUCAUCUGGGAAGCCCUUACCUUAUCAAGCUGUCCCCUGGGCUCUCCUGCUGUCAGGUAAGAUUUUGGUGCUGGUUAUCCCAGGAUUCCCAGCUUUCUGUCUUUAAAAGAACUGCAUUGGAUGGAAGUUUGGAAAAAUUGCAUGACAUUCAAGGAUGGCCUGAGAUGCAGUGGACAAAAGUGAAUAUACCUGUAGGAGGUGCAGCUGAGGAAUUACCUUUUCAGAUUAUUUUGCGAGGUACUAUUCUAACAACAAAUGCUACUGUUGCUGUUGAUGAUAUCAGUGUAACUGAGGAAUGUGUAGUUGUGAAUAGAUCACUUCCAGGUGUCAGCCAGGAAACUGAAGCUGCUGUAUGUGACUUUGAAAGAGAGAGCUGUGGCUGGAUUGAAACUGUGAAUGGAGAUGAAUUUGACUGGGUAAGAAAUUCCAGUCGUGCUCUUCCACCUGCAUUUCAGAAGCAAGCUCCUCCACGGGAUCACACCUACAACAGCUCCGAAGGUCAUUUUAUGUUCAUUCUGAAGAAGAGCAACAGCAUUUCACAAAUAGCUCGGCUACAAAGCCCAAAGUUCAGGCAAACUGGAUCAAAUUGCACACUCUCCUUCUGGUAUUACAAUUACGGGCAGUCAGUUGGGGCAGCAGAGCUGCAAUUGCUUGUGGAUGGGCUGAAACAGCCUACUGUGCUUUGGAGGACAUAUUACAACGAGGGAAGUCAAUGGUUGAAAGCAGUCGUUCAGCUCGGACGCCUUCCACAUCCUUUCCAAUUUUCACUCGAUAAAAUCAGUCUGGGUUUUUACGAUGGCGUCUCAGCAAUUGAUGAUAUUACAUUUGAAAACUGUGCUCUCCCACCUCCAUCUUUAAGUUGUGAAGGUCCUAAUCACUUCUGGUGCAGAGACACGAAAGCAUGUAUUGACAGUUUAUUGGUCUGUGAUCUUGUGGAUAACUGUGGGGAUGGAUCAGAUGAAGACAACUGUAACCCUGAUCUACAGUGUAACUUUGAAAAUGGGCUGUGCAAUUGGGAGCAGGAUGUAGAGGAUGACUUUGACUGGAUCAGAAUACAGGGUCCAACCCCCACUGUCAAUACAGGCCCAUUAAAGGAUCACUCGACAGGCACAGCCAGGGGACACUACCUUUACAUAGAGUCCUCUGAGCCACGCCAAUUCCAGGACAAAGCAGUUUUGCUUAGUCCUCUCUUCAACCCUUCUGCCAAUGGACCUUGCGUUUUCCGCUUUCAUUAUCAUAUGUUUGGAAAACAAGUUUACAAACUGUCUGUCUUCCAGAGAACUGUGAGUAAUAGUAAGGGAUGGCUGUUGUGGUACAAGUUUGGAAAUCAAGAAAACAGAUGGAUCAGACAGACUCUCUACAUCAAAAGUUCUAAGCCAUUUCAGAUCUUGGUGAAAGGGACCGUGGGAGAUGGUUUCACUGGAGACAUUGGACUUGAUGACGUGUCUUUUCUAGGCUGUAGUCUUUACAAUGGGAAUUUGCCCACAGUCUCUACAACUACUUCAGGAACUUCAGUCCCUGCCACGCUCCCCAUUAACAAUUGCACAGAGAAGGAGUUUGUCUGUAGAGACUCUGGCAGCUGCAUCCAGAUGAUCCAGAAGUGUGAUUUCAGACCUGACUGCUCUGAUAAGUCUGAUGAAUCAGCCUGUGCUAUGGAAGUCUGUGACUUUGAAGAUAAAAACCUGUGUGGAUGGCAUCAACCAGCAUUGGAACAGAUGUCAGGAAAUUAUUCUGUACAUAUCACAAAUAUAUUCAAGUGGAAGCUUGGAAGAGGGGCAAAUCUCUACCCUGAGCAAGAGCAAGACAGCCCUUUAACUGAUCAUACUAUGUGUACUGAAGAUGGCUGGUAUCUGUUUGCAGACAGCUCAAAUGGAGAAUUUGGUCACACAGCUGACGUUGCUACACCAGUCGUCUCCCUUACGGGGCCCAGAUGCAAAAUCAUAUUCUGGAACCACAUGAAUGGUUCAACAAUAGGAUCUCUGGAGGUACUCUGUAAAAGCAAUAACAGGACUUCUAAACUGUGGACUCAAAGUGGCAGCCAAGGUCCCCAGUGGAACAGAGCAGAAGUGUUCUUAGGAAUUCGUUCAAAUUUUCAGGUUAUCUUCAGGGCAAAACGUGGUGUCAGUUACAUGGGAGAUGUGGCACUGGAUGAUAUUACCUUUGAAGACUGUUCCCCUUUGCUCAUCUCAGGCAGACCUUGCACAUCAGAGGAAUUCACGUGUGCCAACAAGUACUGCAUCCCAAAGAAUAAUCUGUGUGAUUUUGUAAAUGACUGUGCAGAUAACUCAGAUGAAAGCCCCACUAUUUGCAGUACAUCUAUUGGGUAUUGCAAUUUUGAGUUUGAUCUUUGUGGAUGGAAACAAGAUGAAAAUGAUGAUUUUGACUGGAACCUCAGAACUAGCAGCACUACAAAACUGGGCAUUGGACCAGCUACUGAUCAUACACUGCAAGAGCCAUCUGGUCAUUAUAUUUUUAUCAAGAGUUCAUUUCUUCAGCUGCCAGGACAGAAAGCUAGGAUUUCUAGCCCUGUCCUAAGCAGAAGGAAUAAAAACUGCAAGAUACUUUUCUAUUACUAUAUGUAUGGAGCUCACGUCGGGUCGUUGAUUGUCUACCAGAGGACUACAUUGAAACAUGAAAAAAUUCUCCUUAAUCUUACUGGGAACCAGGGAAAUUUCUGGCAGCACAAGGCACUGAGCCUGUCUGGAGAUGGAAAUGAUUUUCAAGUUGUCUUUGAAGGGAUAGCUGGAAAAGGUCCCAAAGAUGGCAUAGCACUUGAUGACCUCACAUUUUCCAGGGAGUGCUUACCAUCCCAGGAGUUUUUACCAUCAGAACCCACAAAACUACCUCCAACAG